AUGGCUAAAUCCGAUUGGGAAGUCGUCAAAGACUCCAAAAAGAAGCCAGCGGCCAAAGGUUCGCCAGAGGUCAAGAAAGUCAGCGUCCUGAAGACGAACAAUACUGGCGCUGGGGACAGUCAGAAAUCGAAGGCGACAGCUACCAAGAAGCCCGUCAAGAAGGGCCCACCAAAGCGACAGCCAUUUGAGCUCUCGCCAGAAACAACCCAGGAGCUCUUGAAAUCGACUUCAAUCUUCGAUGCCUCCAAUUUACUCGGAAGCUCUCUUAUGGCACCCGAAAGUAUUCCGCCAUACAGCCAUGAGGAUUUCCCAAUGAACAAGCUGACAAAGCCGGUCAAGGAUACCUUUGACAAACUUUUUGGGCGACUCAACAAAGUCGAAGAUCAAAAAAGCGUGACUUUCGAAAAAGAUCAAAAACGCAUUGACGGAAACGCAUCGUACCAAUUCGACAAAGAUUUCUGUCACUCCGAAAACUACUCCGCUCUUAUCACUGCAGCUUCGGACUCCAAACUCAACAAAAACGUCCAGACCGAGCUGGAGCAACUCUCCGUCCGAGCACGUCUAUUUACAAAGCCUGAUGAGAACUGGGUCGAGGAUCUUUUAUCGCAUAUUGGCACUGGUCGACAAGGAAAUGCGCUUCCAAUUCUUUUGCAAGGAAUUGAAAAUCGACCAGCUCAGUGUACUCAGAAGCUAAAAUCAUUAGCAUCUACCUAUAGGCUCCAAGUCCAAUGA
Molecule: messenger RNA, 732 nt
Organism: Oikopleura dioica
Lineage: Eukaryota; Metazoa; Chordata; Appendicularia; Copelata; Oikopleuridae
Source: the annotation of a GenBank genome assembly